AUGGGUCAGAAUCCAGUACACGCAGCGGCGGUUGUUGGACUCCAGUGGGGGGAUGAGGGCAAAGGGAAGCUUGUUGAUCUGCUUGCCGGGAAGUACCGAGCCGUGGUCCGAUACAACGGCGGCGCUAACGCGGGGCAUUCGGUCGUUGUUGGUGGGGAGCGAUAUUCGCUCCAUCUGGUCCCAUCGGGAAUUCUCUCGCCGAGUUGUGAAGCUGUGAUCGGCAACGGCGUGGUUGUUGAUCCUUUGCGAUUGCUCGAAGAAAUCCAAACACUCAAGUCUCGUGGUGUGGAUACCAAGCGAUUGGUGAUCUCGGAUCGGGCGCAUGUGGUGAUGCCGUACCACAAAGCGGAGGACGCAGCACGCGAGGAACUGCUCUCAGCGACUACAGAAUCAGGUGCGGACGACUCGACCAAGAAGGUCAUCUCCGCAAUCGGAACUACGAAGCGUGGGAUCGGUCCUGCGUACGCGGACAAGAUCAACCGUUCGACUGCGAUCCGCAUUGGUGAUCUGGCUCGUCCAGAUGUGCUGCGUACCAAACUCGACAUGAUCUGUGGCUUAAAGAACGCGAUCCUUGGUGCAAUUGUGGGAGAGGGGUUUGAGCCGUUCGAUGCCGAAGAAAUCGCAAUACAAAUGAUCGAAUGCGGCAAAGAACUCACGCCGAUGAUCAAAGACACUGCGUAUUUGCUUGAUGAUCUCCGUAAAGAGGGUCAGCCAAUCCUCUUUGAGGGCGCGAAUGCGACGAUGCUUGAUGUGGAUCAUGGGACAUAUCCGUUCGUGACCAGCUCGAACUCAUCGGCGCUUGGGAUUGGUCCUGGGAGUGGUGUGCCGCCGCAAUGCAUCGAUCAGAUCAUCGGCGUGGUCAAGGCGUACUCCACGCGUGUUGGUGGAGGACCAAUGCCGACCGAACUGUUCGAUUCGAUCGGGGACGGCAUCCGCGAACGCGGACGAGAGUUUGGAACGACGACCGGCAGACCACGGCGCGUGGGUUGGCUCGAUCUGGUCGCGGUGAAGUACUCCGCGAUGGUCUCCGGGGCGACUGAACUGUGCAUCACGCUGCUCGAUGUCCUCGCGGGUGAACCCGAACUCAAAAUCGCGACGGCGUACUCAAUCGAUGGGAAUACAAGCGAGCGUUUUAUCCCUGAUGGUCAUGCACUUGAGCAUGCGGAGCCGGUAUUGGAAUCCAUGCCCGGUUUUUCCGAAGAUAUCACAGCGGCUCGGACUCUCGAUGAACUCCCUACCAAUGCAAAGGCGUACAUCCAUCGGAUCGAAGAGUUCGUAGGCGUUCCAGUCCGGACAAUUUCAGUUGGACCGGAUCGCGAACAGACGAUCAUGUGCGAUGCGCCGUCUCACGCGGUGUCCACACUCGACGCGAGGAGCAGAGAAGCACUCGAACGGAUUCAAUCUCGAUAUCCAGAGUCGGAUCCACUUGGUUGUUUGCCGGGUGUGGAUCCCGCGAAGAUCCCAGUCCAUGUCGCGAUGAUCAUGGACGGCAAUGGACGAUGGGCAAAGCAGCGUGGGAUGCCUCGCAUCAUGGGACAUCAGCAGGGUGUCAAGACUGUCCGCACAAUGCUGCGUGCGUGCGCGGAGAUCGGUGUUGAGAUCCUGACGCUUUACUCAUUCUCGACUGAGAACUGGUCGCGACCACAGGAAGAGAUUCAGGGACUCAUGGAGAUGUGCGUCGCGUACUGCGAGCAUGAGCGCGACGCGUUGAAAGAAAACAAUGUGCGUGUGCGUGUGCUCGGACGCCGUGAGGGUAUGCCCAAGGCGGCGCUCGAUGCUCUUGACGCGCUUGUAGACGCGACAAAGAACUGCACUGGGAUCACAAUGUGUCUCGCAGUGAACUACGGCGGACGCGAUGAGAUCGUCGAUGCCGCUCGAUCGCUCGCUACGCUAGCCGCAGAUGGGACCCUUGAUCCGAAGGCGAUCGAUGCGACUCUGUUUGCCAAUAAACUCACGACUCGGGGACUCCCUGAUCCUGAUCUGCUGAUCCGAACUGGUGGGGACUUUCGCGUGAGCAACUAUCUGCUCUGGCAGAUCAGCUACGCAGAGAUAGCCGUGAUCGACGAGCAAUGGCCCGAUUUCACGCGUGAGCGAUUCUUUGAACUGAUCAGCGACUUUGCGGGUCGAUCCAGAAGAUUCGGGAACAUUGAUUCUCAGUGA
Messenger RNA from Symbiodinium sp. CCMP2592, 2160 nucleotides. The record is from the annotation of a GenBank genome assembly. Lineage: Eukaryota; Dinophyceae; Suessiales; Symbiodiniaceae.